This is a messenger RNA of Rana temporaria (common frog), 6849 nucleotides long. RefSeq names its product transcriptional repressor GATA binding 1 (gene TRPS1). Bases 2386 to 6192 code for a protein of 1268 amino acids. Gene Ontology annotation, biological process: regulation of transcription by RNA polymerase II. NCBI's taxonomy places the organism in Eukaryota, Metazoa, Chordata, Amphibia, Anura, Ranidae. Gene Ontology annotation, molecular function: zinc ion binding; RNA polymerase II transcription regulatory region sequence-specific DNA binding; DNA-binding transcription factor activity. The record is from RefSeq and is a predicted model, not a curated record. Gene Ontology annotation, cellular component: nucleus. The transcript has 7 exons.
AAGGAAAAAAAAUCUGAAUAAUAAAUCUGACGCAAUGAUAUUCUCCGGGACGGCGUUGUAAUUAAUUAGCCUUCAGCAGCAUAGUGCCCCUGGAAACUCUUUUUCAUAUGGUCUUGACUGUGAUAAACGUGGGGGAUCUGAACCCAAACAAGUGCCUUUUUUUUUUUCUCUCAAUGCACCAAGGGAGAGAGGAGGGUGAAACAUCCCCUCUCACGUUUCACGUGCAUGGGAGAAUUUUUUUUUUUUUUCAUGGUGGGUCAAAAAGCACGAGACUUGGAAAUUGGCUACUUCAGUCUCCGGUAGCCCUGGCUCUUUCUCCUGUUGUCCUGGUCCAAUCUGGUUGAAGCCCUGUCUGCACCACGAGGGUCAAGUUCACACACAGGAAGAGAUAAUAGGAAAGGAAACUUUAUUGUUUUCGCCUUUUUUUUUUUUUUUUGUUGUUUGUUGUUGCUUGGUUAGAGUAACUUCCAGGUCAAAUUUUUUUUACUCCUUAAAGGAGCACCUCACUGCUUUACCAUGAGAAGAUUCGUAGGGUGGAUGUGAUUUUUUUUUUUUUACAUUUUUACUUUUUUUUGUAAUUUUUACAUAACAAAUUGAUGAACUUGUUGUCGGAAAGGUUUUGUUGUUAUACGUUUGUGGUGAUCAUGGGAUUUAAGGUGACCAAAGGACAACGAUCAUGAGUAGUAAGUUUGACAAACUUUUUAUUUACUGAUGCUGGGGGAGGGGGCUUGCUAUGUUGUUUUUUAUAUAUAUUAUUGCAUUUUUUUCUCCCAAUUAAUCAAUUAUAUUAAAGUUAAAGUUAAUAUUAAAGUUCAAAAUUCUUGCGACUUUGUUAGGUGUUUUUUAUUUUAAUGAUUGGCUAGGCUAUGAUGUUUGUGAUCGAAGGUGCUUGUAACUUUAGUAUUUUUUAAAUGAUUGGCCUGGUAAUGAAGUUUAGGAUCAUAGGUGCUUGUGACUUUGUUUUUUGUUUUACUUGUUGUGCUUUUGUAUUUUUUAAAUGAUUGGCCAGGCAAUGACGUUUAGGAUCAUAAGUGCUUGUGACUUUGUUUUUUGUUUUGUUUUUUAUUCAUUUUUUGUGUUUUUUUAUUUUUUAAAUGAUUGGCCAGGCUAUGAAGUUUGGGAUCAUAGGUGCUUGUGUGUUUGUUUUGUUUUUUUGUGCUUUUAUAUUUUUUAAAUGAUUGGCCAGGCAAUGAAGUAAAGGAUCAUAAGUGCUUGUGACUUAGUUUAUUUAUUUAUUUUGUGCUUUUUUAUUUUUUACAUGAUUAGUCAAGUUAUGAAGUUUGGGAUCAUAAGUACUUGUGACUUUUUUUUUUAGGUGUUUUUAUUUUUUAUUAUUAUUUUAUAUGUAUGACCAGGCUAUGACUGUUGGGAUCACAAGUGCUUGUGACUUUGUUUUUUGUUUUGUGUUUGUUUGUUUUUUGUGUACUUUUAAAUGAUUGUCCAGACUAUGAAAUUUGGGCUCAUAAGUGCUUGUGACUUGUUAUUUAUUUAUUUUUACUUUAUUUUUUUAUUUAAAUGAACGGCUAAGCUAAGACGUUUGGGAUCAUAAGUGCCUGUGACUUUAUUUAAAUUUUUUGGGUUUUUUUUUUUUUUUUUCAAAUGGUUGUCCAGGCUAUGAAGUUUGGGAUCUGAUUUUGACUUGGGAUCUGACUUUGACUUUGUUUUUUGUUUUUGUGUGAUUUUUUUUUAUCUUUUUAAAUGAUUGGCCAGACUAUAAAGUUGGGAUCAGAAGUACUCGUGACUUUGUUUUCUUUUUUUUUUUGUUUAUUUGUUUGUUUCCUUUUUUUUGUGGUGCUUUUUUUAUCAUUUUAAAUGAUUGGCCAGGCUAUUAAGUUUGGGACCAUAAGUGCUCGUGACUUUAUUUAAUUUUUUUGGGUGCUUUUUUUAUUUUUUAAAUGAUUGGCCAGGCUAUGAAGUUUGGGACCAUAAGUGCUUGUGACUUCUGUUAUUUUUUUUUUUUUUUCAUUUUUUUUAAAUGAAUGGCUAGGCACUGAAGUUUGAGAACAUAAGUUAUUUUUAUUUUUUGUGGGUGUUUUUUUUUUUUUUAAAUGAAUGGCCAGGCUAUGAAGUAUAAAUACUUGUGACUUUUUUUUUUUGUAGGUGCUUUUUAUUUUUUGAAUGAAAGGCCAGGCUACAACAUUCAUUUAUGUAUUUGAGGUUAUAUGUUAUGUUUUUCAGUUUUAUUUUUUGUUUGAUCUGGGUGGAUUUUUUUCUUUCUUGCUCCCAUGCAGCCUGGAAGAAUUUGCCUUUCUGCACACGAUUUGAAAUGAGUCAUUACUCUCUAUUCUUAAUCCCUUUUAUUCUUUUUAUGCUGAUAAUGGAGGAGACAUUGAAAAGGGUUCUGAAUUAGCAGAUCGCCAGAAUGAAUGCUCUGUACCUCUGGAUAUGGUCCGGAAAAAGAAUCCCCCUCUAAGAAACGUUGCAAGCGAAGGUGAAGGACAGAUAAUUGAGUCUGCUGCACCAGAGCAAGAAGAUCUUUUAAGGAACUCAGAAAUUCCCACUGAUCCGAUGCAAGAAAAUAGUGAACAGGCUAAUUCUGUGGAACAUAACAGUGAAGAUCAAGGUUUCCAUGACCAAGAACCUUCUUCAAGCUUUAAAAAAGACUGUGAGGUUUUGGGAAAUACCGAGAGAGGUGUGCUCAACUAUAGCCACCUCAAGGGCAGAAACCUUGUCUACGAUGAGGUGACAGAGAGGAAUAUGUUGUCCUCUUUAGAUCCUAGGGCUGCCUUAGAGCCCUUAAAAUCACCCCUAAAAACUGAAAGUGAUGACACUCCAGAUUUAGUCUCUGCUCCACUUGGAGAUAUCCCAGAGACCAGAGAAGAGGAUGACUUUUCACCAAGGGCUGCAGACCUCACGGUGCAAAAUGUUAAAAUAGACUGUCAGAACUCUAGUCCAGCCUCCGUGGCCUCUGAAAACCUACAAGUGCCUUUAGAUGGGAGUUCAGGGCUGAACAAAUCCCAAGCUGUUGUGUUGGUCAGUGACAAUUCUGAGUCUGCACCUUUGUCCCCAGAGCUUCAGGAUUUCAAAUGCAACAUUUGUGGCUAUGGAUACUAUGGGAACGAUCCCACAGACUUGAUCAAACACUUUCGCAAAUACCAUCUUGGCCUACACAACCGUACCAGGCAAGAUGUCGAACUUGACACCAAAAUUUUGGCACUUCAUAAUAUGGUACAGUUCAGCCAAUCCAAAGAUUUCCACAAGGUGAAUCGUUCUGUGAUUUCAGGUGUCUUACAGGACAUGAACUCUCAAAGGCCCGUUUUGUUUAAUGGAACAUAUGAUGUGCAGGUUACCUUUGGUGGUACUUUCAUCGGCAUUGGACGUAAAACACCAGAUUGCCAAGGAAACACAAAGUACUUCCGCUGCAAAUUCUGCAACUUCACGUACAUGGGGAACUCUUCAACCGAGCUGGAGCAGCACUUUCUAAAGACGCACCCUAACAAAAUGAAAGUGUCCUCUGAUUCUGGUAAACCAUCCGAGAAAACUGCCAAUAAAUCCAGCCCCAUCCCACGUUCUUGUGAGCCUGGAGAUAUGGGAAAGUGGCAAGACAAAAUCACUGUUAAAGCAGCAGAUGAUAUGCCAGUUGGAUAUUCAGUGCCAAUUAAGCCUGUAGAUUCUUCCAGGCAGAAUGGGAACGAUGACACCAACUACUACUGGUGCAAGUUCUGUAGUUUCAGCUGUGAAUCCUCCAGCAGUGCCAAACUUUUAGACCAUCACAGUGAACAGCAUGGGGGAGGGGUGCCAGAGAGCCCUAAUUCGGAUCCCAAUGACAAGAUCUUCAGGAGAUCAGUCAUUAAUCAAAAUGAUAUUGCCAAAAAUUCAGAUGACCCGCUCUUGGCAAAAGUAGAGAAAGGAUUGGCCAAAAAGAAAGACCUCUCAAUUAAACCAGCUGAGGAUUUAAUAGUCACCAGCUACAAUUGUCAGUUCUGUGACUUUAGGUACUCUAAAAGCCAUAGCCCUGAGGUGAUCUUGGUCGGGCCUCUCCUACGCCAUUACCAACAGCACCACAAUAUUCACAAGUGUACUAUUAAACAUUGCCCGUUUUGUCCCAGAGGCCUCUGCAGCCCUGAAAAGCACCAUGGAGAGAUAUCUUACCCUUUUGCUUGCAAAAAAAGUAAUUGUUCUCACUGUGCUCUCUUGCUAUUGCACUUGUCUGCUGGGGUGACAGGUAGCCCACGAGUUAAACACCAGUGUGAUCAAUGCCCAUUCUCCUCUCCUGAUGUAGAUGUGCUCCUGCUUCACUAUGAGAAUGCCCAUGAAGGCCAGGCUUCUGAAGUCAAGCAGGAACCGAAUCACCAGCAAGCCAUUGAUGGACAGCUGACGGUCAAAGAAAACAAGGAACACUCAUGUACCAAAUGUGACUUUAGCAGCCUGGGAGAAGAAGACCUUUCCCGACACUACAGGAGGGUUCACAACUGCUACAAGUGUCGACAGUGCAGCUUCACAGCAGCAGACACUCAGUCCCUUUUGGAUCACUUCAACUCUGCGCAUUGCCAGGAGUCUGAGAUCACUACAUCCAAUGGUGGAGAGGCCCAUGGGAUACCUACCAUCAAGGAAGAGCCAAAAACUGAGAUGAAGGUGUACAAUCUUGUCACCCCUGAUUCUAAAAUGGGAGAAGCCAUAUAUGACAGCACUGUGAAGAGGGAAAAGCCAGAUGACAAGGACGUGCUCAGGGAGAAAGCUUGGUCUGAUGGUUCAGUAGAUGACCUUCGUAGUGUUGCCUGGAGAGGAUCAGACAUUCUAAGGAAAAGUCCGUCCUAUACACAGAUAGGGCUGGGCCUUUUGACCACGGUGUCUGUCAACCAAGAGCAGCAGAAAUCUUCAAGAGAUAGCCCAAAUGUUGAAGCUGCACAUCUAGCAAGACCUCUGUAUGGCUUGUCUGUAGAUGCCAAGGGAUUUCAAGGAACAACACCUGGAGCUAGUGGAGAAAAAUCAGGACCGCAUACACCACAGUAUUCAGCGGCAGGGGAUAGCAAGUCCAAGGAUGAAUCCCAGUCACUUCUUCGGAGACGUAGAGGCUCCGGAGUUUUUUGUGCCAAUUGCCUGACCACAAAGACUUCUCUAUGGAGAAAGAAUGCAAAUGGAGGCUAUGUCUGCAACGCCUGUGGCCUGUACCAAAAACUGCACUCGACUCCCAGACCUUUGAAUAUCAUUAAGCAAAACAAUGGUGAGCAGAUUAUCAGAAGACGGACAAGGAAACGCCUUAACCCAGAAGCACUGCAGACGGAACAGUUAAAUAAACAUCAAAGAGGAAACAGCGAAGAACAAACUAAUGGAAGUCCUUUAGAGAGGAGGUCGGAGGAUCAUUCAAUGGAAGGUCACCAGAGAGAAGCUCAGCAACUUAGUAUGAAUAAAUAUGAGUCCCCAUCUUCAUUGACUAAAAGCCAUUCUGCCCAGCAGACAAUAUUAGUCAGCCAAUCCAUGGAUAUCCACAAAAGGAUGCAACCUUUGCACAUACAGAUUAAAAGCCCUCAGGAAAGCAGUGGAGAUCCAGGGAAUUGCUCAUCUGUCUCUGACAGCAAAGGCAGCUCAGAAAGAGGUAGCCCCAUUGAAAAGUACAUGAGACCUGUUAAGCAUCCAAAUUACUCCCCACCAGGAAGUCCCAUAGAAAAAUAUCAGUAUCCACUCUUUGGACUUCCCUUUGUUCACAAUGACUUCCAGAAUGAAGCUGACUGGCUGCGAUUUUGGAGUAAGUAUAAGCUGUCUGUUCCUGGGAAUCCUCACUACUUGAGUCAUGUGCCUGGCCUAACAAACCCUUGCCCAAAUUACGUGCCUUAUCCCACCUUUAACCUGCCUGCUCAAUAUUCCACUGUUGGAUCUGACAAUGACAUUCCUCUAGACUUGGCAAUGAAGCAUUCCAGACCUGGAUCUGCAUCCAGCGGGGCCUCAAAAGAAAAAACUAAGUCACCUUCUUUAAGUGUAAAGGAUGAUGGCCCCUUGAAUGUAGUGAAAACUGAAAAAGUGGAUCGAAGUACCCAAGAUGAACUUUCAACGAAAUGUGUGCACUGUGGCAUUGUGUUUCUGGAUGAAGUCAUGUACGCUCUACAUAUGAGUUGCCAUGGGGAAAGUGGACCUUUUCAAUGUAGUAUAUGCCAACAUCUUUGCACGGACAAGUAUGAUUUCACUACUCAUAUCCAGAGAGGUCUACAUAGGAACGUUGCACAAGCGGAAAAGAAUGGAAAAACUAAAGAAUAAUAAUAAAAAAAAAUGUUAGCACUUAGCACAAUUAACUAGAUACGGAUUCUCUGAAUAGAAAUUCAGUAGCUUGUAAUUUCUAAAUACAGUUUGAAACUGUGGACGUUUCAUUUAUGUUCCUUUUUGUAACCGUAAUUAACAUAAGAACAAAUAACAUCAUGGCCAGUUCAACGUGUAUAUGAUACAUUGUUACUUACAGUUCUUCAGUUUACAGAAUUCACCCAUUUAAAGGAAGACUGUACAUGCCACUGAUAUACAGGUAUAGGUGUGCAAAAUACAAAGUGAAAAGCCUAAAUCGUCCAUAACCCAAAAGAAGUCAUUGAAGCCAAAAUCUGUGCCACCACAUAUGGACGUUUUCUAAAUGGAUUAAACCAUUGUGUAAAUAGUUUUGAAAAAAUGUAUCUACCAUUAAAGCCUAACAGUACUUUCAGUUUAAAUCAGCUAAAUACACUCUGGGUGCAGCAAAACAAAAGAUGUGCAAAAUCUUUACAGUUUUGCUUUCCUGGUAUUGGAGAGCUCUACCUUUGAAUCAGUAGAGGACAUGUUAGACCUCUGUAAAGAUAUCACUGCUUCUGCAUGGAGAACAAGAGGACAGGCUUUUCUACUCAAGGCUAAAGCCUCGUACACACGAUCAGUCCAUCCGAUGAGAAUGGUCCA